Molecule: messenger RNA, 627 nt
Organism: Sphenostylis stenocarpa
Lineage: Eukaryota; Viridiplantae; Streptophyta; Magnoliopsida; Fabales; Fabaceae
Source: the annotation of a GenBank genome assembly
AUGAUCAGAACCGUCCAUAAUCAAAGCAAUCCAACGGCAAUCGUUAUCGAUCCGCGUCCUUCACUGUCAUUGGUCCAGUUUCCACAUAUUGUAUUAUAUAAACCUCUCAACCGCUCAAAGUGUAGAAAUACAAUUUCUUCUCUCUCAGUCAUCGGAGCUUAUUGUUGUUCACCCUUCCUGUUCCCAAAUCUUCUCUCGCUAUUAGGUUACGGUUCAUCAAUGGCAGGUCGAGGAAAAACCCUAGGAUCUAGCGCCGCCAAGAAGGCCACCUCCCGGAGCAGCAAAGCCGGUCUGCAAUUCCCCGUCGGCCGUAUUGCUCGUUUCCUCAAAGCCGGAAAGUACGCCGAGCGUGUCGGUGCGGGUGCUCCUGUCUAUCUGGCCGCUGUCCUUGAAUAUCUCGCCGCUGAGGUUCUCGAGUUGGCUGGAAAUGCUGCGAGAGACAACAAGAAGACUCGAAUUGUGCCUCGUCACAUUCAAUUGGCGGUGAGGAAUGACGAAGAGUUGAGCAAGCUUCUUGGAGAUGUCACCAUAGCUAACGGUGGUGUUAUGCCCAACAUUCACAACCUUUUGCUUCCGAAGAAGGCUGGUGGCUCAUCCAAGGGUGCUGGUGCCGACGACGACUCUUAA